UAGAUAGUCAGGACUUAUCAAUUUUUUUGCUGAGAUGUUAAAUUGUUAGAUACCUAUAUAAACUCGGGAUUCUAGAGUAUCUGCACACUUGUCGAACCGAUCACAACAGUAAUCGGUCUCAAUAUGUUCAAAAAACUUCUUGUGUGCCUCUUAGUGGUGCACUCUCUCGCUCUGUCAGAGAGUCCAGCAUGGAAGGAAAACACUGAAUAUACAUACGACGUACGAGGUAGAUCACUUUCCAGUUUAAAAAUCUCUGACGAAUACAAUGGAAUUUUACUCAGAGCAAAAUUGGUCGUGCAGUUGCACAACGAUGUUAAACUCAGGGCUAAAAUCGUUAAUCCUGAAUUUGCUGAAAUACAGACUCGUCUACCUGAGGGAUGGAUGACUGACACCAAAGCCAAUUACCAGCCACUGAAAAUCUCCGAAAAACCAUUCGAUCUAAUCUUGAAGAAUGGAGUGAUCAACGAUCUGGUAAUGGAACAAGAUGUUCAACAGUGGGAAGCUAACAUCAUCAAGAGUAUCGUCAGUCAACUGCAAUUAGACACUAGGGCCGAGAAUGUCAAAUAUUCCGAAUACAAUAUCCUGCCUAAAGAAGGAUCCAACAACGCUGUUUACAAAACUGUUGAAGAUACCAUCACUGGAAUCACGGAAACCACCUACGACAUCCACCCAAUGCCUGAAUACAUGAUUCAGUCCAAACCUUACUUAGCUCCUUACCCUCAUCUCAAAGGUGAUGGGUCUAUCAUCGAAAUCAUCAAGAACAAGAACUUCACUGAAGGAACAGAUUUACCUUCCUACUACUUCAGAUUUGGAAAAGCUGGUCACUAUGAACCUCAAAGCAACCAAAUGGGACAACUCUUGCACAGAAACUCAAUGGGAAGAACCGUUAUCACCGGAACUCUCCAAAGAUACACCAUCCAAUACUCUGAAACUAUCAACGAAGUUGUGAUCUCAGUCAGAGGUGUUCAACGUGGUUCAGUCAACAGCAUGAUGAGCUUGAAAUUAGUCAACGCAGAAGAGCACAGCUCACAAUUCGAAGAAAUUUCAAACCCUGUGAAUGUUGGUAGUCUCGUCUACUCGUACGUUAAACAAGAUAAUGGCCAAAGAGUUAGCAAAGGACCAUUCGUCUCUUCUUCAGAAUCUAAAAAGGACUCCGACAGCUUCUUUGGCUUCUUUGAUUCAGAUGAAAAACGCCCCUCCAGCUCCAAUAAGAGGCACCCAAGAUCCUUGGGUGGUCUUUUUGACUUCUUGGACUCUGAUGAGAAAUCAGUUGAAUCUCAAGAACACUGGACCCAACCUAAAUCUCAAUUGAGUGACGCUCCUGAAUUCCCUCUUCUGGCUUACUUCGUCGGAAACAAAGGUCAAUCUAUCAAAAAAUCACCAAAGGUUCGUAUCGUAGACGAUGUUACCACUAUCGCUCAAGAAAUUGGAAAAGAUAUUGAAGUUCCUCAAGAGUUGCCCAAAAGACAAACUCUUUCCAAAUUUGUCGUAUUGACCGCUGUACUCCGUACAAUGAGUGAGGACGAACUCAAACAAGUCGCCCAAAGGUUAUACACUACAGAAACUCAGGGACCUAGAUAUAACGCUUGGAUUGCUUUCCGUGACUCAGUAGCUGAAACUGGUACUGGCCCUGCCUUCAUGGUCAUCAAACACUUCAUUGAAUCCAAGAAAAUCCAAGGAAACGAAGCUGCCAUGGUGAUUACCAGCAUGGCUGAAUCUGUCAGAGUUCCCUCAGAAGAGUACAUCAAAGCCUACUUCGAGAUGGUUAAGGAACAAAUCAACAACCCACAAGAAUAUUCCACAUUAAACGAGACCAUGCUCUUCACAUUCUCCAAUCUGAUCCACAAAGUUUACGUUGAUUCGAAAUUCUCCCACAGGGAAUACCCAACCCACAGUUUCGGACGUUUUGAUACCAAAUCAGGAAAAUCUUUCGUUAAAGGAGAAGUUAUCCCAUAUAUCACCAAAGCUUUGCGUGAUGCUGUUACUAAAGGAGACGCUCAGAAAAUCUAUGCCUACGUCUAUGCUUUAGGAGAAAUUGGACACCCCGAAAUUCUCAACUCCUUCCAGCCAUACUUUGAAGGAAAAGUACCCUGCUCUCAAUUCCAAAGAUUGUUGAUGGUUCUUUCAUUAUACAGAGUAUCUGCCGUCAAACCUGAAUUGUCAAGAGAAGUUUUGUACCGCCUUUACCAGAACAUUGGAGAAAUAACCGAAAUAAGAGUUGCAGCAGUUUACAUGUUGAUGUACACUUCACCUUCUGCAGAGAUGCUCCAACGUAUUGCUAAAUACACAGAAAUUGAAUCAAAUCACAAAGUCUGCGCAGCUGUUAAAUCCGCCAUACUGUCUGCUUCUCGUUUGGAAGGAAACGAUUUCGCUAACUUGAGAUCCGCUGCUGAAUCAGCCAGUCAUUUCCUCACCAAGAAAAACUUCGGUGUACAAGAUUCACAAGAAUACUCUUACAGCCAAGCCUACCACAGUUGGGAGUCUUACUACAAACAUGUUCUUCAAACUGUUGUUUCCGAAGAAUCAGGAAUUCCAUCUUCAUUCUAUUACAGUUUUGUAUCGAAAGGAAAUGGAUUGAAAUAUAACAUCUUCAGUCUUCGAUCAAUGGUUUCUGACAUCCGCAACCUCUUCUACGUCCUACAAAAACAAACAAACUGGUACGAUCAGCUCAAACAACAACAGACAUCUCAACAAUCAGAAUCUUCUACCUGGACCAGCUACAAUAUUGCUCGUCUAUUGAACUUCCAAUCUCCAGAGUUGGAACAGCUCGAAGGUGGUUUGUUUGUACAACUUGGUGAAAUCAGGAAGCAUUUCAUUUACAACAACCGUUCCAUCGAAAGAUUGCCACGUAUAUUGGAAGAAGCUUUGAGAACUCUCGAAAAUGGAAAGAAAAUUAAAUACACAACUCUGAUCAACAAUGGAGACUCCGCUAUAGCUUUCCCAACUGAAAUUGGUGUACCAUUUGUUGUAGCACAUGAUUACCCUAUUCUCGUUAAUGUUGAGGGAACUGUUAAAGUAGCAUCUGAACCUAAAAUCUCAUCUGGUGAUAAACUGUACAUUCCUGACACAGUACAAAUGGAAACCGACUUGAAGGUCACAAUUUCAGUGAAACAAAGGGACGAAUUCGGUUUCUUAGCACCAUUCAAUAGGCAUCAAUACUCUGCUGGAUACGACAAGAACUACCAGGUCCAUCUACCUAUCAGAGCAAAGAUAACCGUAGACAUGAAAGAGAAGAAUGUCCAAUACGAAGUUGAGCCUUUGGAAAAUGAGGAAAGAGUAAAAGUAUUCCACUUGAGCUCUUGGCCACACAUUAGCAAAUAUGACAUCCUUGAUGUGAAAGCCACCGCAGAUAAGCACUCUCGUCUGGUUCGCAGACCCCUUCAAAAGAAAAUCGAUUCAGUUGUUGGAGACAAAACAGUUGGAAUGGGCUUCCGCAUUAAAUACGAAAAUGAUGACUCUCACACCAAUAUCCAAUCUCUCUUCAAGGGAUUAUACGAAGAUAGGACACAAUAUGAAUUCCUGGACAUUGAAUAUGUUCCUGAGUACUCCAAGAACAAGAGAAUCCAGGGUAAAUUCACUUACCUGAAAGAAGAACAGAAAGAAUACCAGGCAGUUGACAGGAAGACAAUUUUGAGCAGUUUAGUGAAAUUGCCAAGUGAAGAUAAGACCCGAGUUGCUCAACUGAUGCAAUAUGCUCCAUUCGGUAUCACCAAUGCUGAAGUCUAUGUAGUCGAUGCUAAAGUCCAGUUUGUUGGUAGUCAAAACGUAGAUUACGUAGCAUCGUUGGCUUAUUCAAGAAACGAAGAGAACUCUAAGGCUCGUAUGUUAGCAUACGUCAACAAACAAAGCAGAAUUUCUGGAAGCAAACCAGUCAAAGUUGCUGUCGUUGGACAGUUCGACCAUGCAAGAUACUCUGGACUUGAAAUGAACUACCUUCUGAAAACCGAUCUUUCAUCUCAUGCAUACGUCGAUGUUGUUUUUGGAGAAAAAGGUUCAAGCGAGAACCAAAUCGAAGUUCAUGCUGAAUUGAAGAGGAGCGAUUCCCGUAAAGCUUACCUCAUGGAACAACCAUCCUACCACAAAUGUUACAGUGAAAUGCAACAAGGCAAUAACCAACUUCUCGCCUGUACAAACAUCACCCAAAUGGCAGGACUCUUGGACCACGUCGACAUUGAAAUGAAAUAUCACAACAUGCACUCUAAGGAUAUGCAUACCAUUUUGAAUUUCGCUCAGAGAUACGUCGAUCAUAUUACAAUUGAUCCUUCGAGACAAUCAAAACUCAAGCAAGGAGAAAUCAAAGGAAAAGUACGUUUCUCUUCUGAUUUACAAUACGUGAAUGCUUCUAUGAUCACCAAAGACGUACAAGUCAAUUUGAGAAACGUUGAACUCAAUGACUGGGCACAACGUGUUUUUGUUGUCCAUCCAGUUUUUGACGUUAUGGAUCGUGUAGCAGGAAAAUUCUAUGGUCGUCAAACAUACAAACCAAUAUGUACCUUGGAUAAGAGUGAAGCUUAUUCAUUCGAUGGAAGUGAAUACCCUCUAGCCUUGAACAACUACUGGACGGUAGUUAUGCAAUACAUUCCAAUGAGGUCAUACGGAGACUCAAAGUCUACUGUUGAGGAACUACUCAAAGAAGAACUCGAGAACUAUGUAGUACUCGCACGUCAAAGCAGCCAAGUGUCCACCAAAAAAGAAGUUAAAAUUGUCGUUUCCACCCCAAUGACCAAGGGAAAGAUUGUGGAAGUCACCAUGAAACCAUCAAGCGGUAGUGCUUACCCUCAAGUUUUCGUAGAUGGACAACAAAUCACAGUUAAACAAAAUGGAGAAUCUGAAAGCUAUAAACAACAAGUCACCAUUCUUGGUCUCCCCAACGGAGCUAUCUUCGUCAAAGUCCACAAUAUCUUCAACGUCAUUUAUGAUGGAACUCGCUUCAGGAUCACUUCUCUCACCAUGCAAUUGCGCAACAGAGUCCGUGGUCUUUGUGGAACCUUCGAUGGCCAGAAAUCUGACGAUUUCACCACUCCAAGCAACUGCGUUGUCCGCGAUGCUCAAGAAUUCAUUGCCAGCUACACAGUAUUGAAGGAUGGAGAGCACAACUCCCAAAUCAUGGAUCUCAAGAGUCGCGCACAGAAGAACCACUGCAGCUACAAGAAGGUGCCCCUCUACGUGAACUACAUCCACGGAGGUGAAAAGACAGAAUCUUCUUCAAGAACUACUGGUACUUCCUGCACAAAAUACCAAACUCGCUAUGUGGUUGAGAAUGGUCAAACCUGCUUCACCAUCAGGCCUCAGACCGUUUGCAAGUCCCAUUGCAGACAGCACGGUACCAAUUACAAGAACAUCGAAGUCCACUGCGUUCAAAGCAGGAAUGUUGCAACUUUGUGGAAGAACCAAAUCGACAAUGGUGCAAGUCCUGACUUCAGUCAGAAACCCGUCACCAAAACUGUUCAGCUUGAAUUACCCAAGACCUGCAGGGUUUAAAUCUCAUCUGGAUACUGAUAUAAUUCGAAGAAAUGUAUAGGGAAAAUAUAGAAUAAAUGAUUGCAUAUUUCA
Messenger RNA from Harmonia axyridis, 5553 nucleotides. RefSeq names its product vitellogenin-like. The transcript is spliced from 4 exons. The coding region runs from base 124 to 5481 and encodes 1785 amino acids. Gene Ontology annotation, biological process: lipid transport. Lineage: Eukaryota; Metazoa; Arthropoda; Insecta; Coleoptera; Coccinellidae. The record is from RefSeq and is a predicted model, not a curated record. Gene Ontology annotation, molecular function: lipid carrier activity.